AUGGACGAACUUGGCAUAAUUUUGCUUACGCUUUUCAUGGUCCUUCUCGUCUGCGGGCCGCUGUACAGACCAGUCCGCCUCACAUAUCUGCGCAUACAAGACCGUCGCAAAUAUCAUCCCAAGACAUCAAAGUUCCAAGACGCCCGACGAAAAUUGAGCACAGUUUCCGAGUGCAAUAGCACUACCCUCGACGGAUUGGAUCUCGAGUCGAAGCUCAAUCGGCAUGACUCGGAACCGGAAUGUCCCAUCUGUAUCGGUCCACUGUUCGUCUCAAGCAACUGCAAUGCUGCCGGAGCAGUACCGACGCAAGGGAUCACCCUGAAGGCCCCCGAUUCCGGUGGGCACACCCGUGUUCUAGAAGGAAGUGGGGAAGAGACAAGCCGGUCUACGGUCGGAGGUACGGAUGAGGUUCGUGAUGUGAAGGCCAUACUGCGAAGCUGGAAUAUGCCGUGGCCGUGGAAGAGAAAAUUGUCCGCGUCUGCAAGUGAACCGUCCGAAGAUGAUGAUAUCUUGACGCUAAAGAACUGCCAACAUGCUUUCCACGCCAAGUGUCUCUCGUCGUGGUUCUUGAUUGAAAGAUUUGAUUGUCCCGUUUGCCGAAGUCAAUAUUGGCAGACGCGGGAGACCCUAGCGCGAUGGAGCAGGCGUCGAAUCUUGCAUUAUGGUGUUGUUUAG
This is a messenger RNA of Colletotrichum costaricense, 675 nucleotides long. RefSeq lists its product as uncharacterized. The coding region runs from base 1 to 675 and encodes 224 amino acids. Lineage: Eukaryota; Fungi; Ascomycota; Sordariomycetes; Glomerellales; Glomerellaceae. The transcript is spliced from 3 exons. The record is from RefSeq and is a predicted model, not a curated record.